Molecule: messenger RNA, 961 nt
Organism: Penicilliopsis zonata CBS 506.65
Lineage: Eukaryota; Fungi; Ascomycota; Eurotiomycetes; Eurotiales; Aspergillaceae
Exons: 5
Coding region: 130-504 (124 amino acids)
Biological process (GO): proton transmembrane transport
Cellular component (GO): fungal-type vacuole membrane; proton-transporting V-type ATPase, V1 domain
Molecular function (GO): proton-transporting ATPase activity, rotational mechanism
Source: RefSeq, a predicted model, not a curated record
GAGGGCAGCAACCCAUCUGAGCCGGCCAUUACAGAGGUUAACACCUGCUCUAUAUAUCACAGGCUGCAGGACUCAUAUUUCGGGGCUGUUGGGUGUCUUGUUUUUCUCGUUCGUAUCUUCCUACCCACCAUGGCGGCCCCGAUCUCGUCAUACAAGGACCGGCAAUUUCUCGCCGUCAUCGGUGACGAAGACUCAGUGACCGGUCUUCUUCUCGCUGGCAUCGGUCAUGUUACGGACCCCCCCGACUCGCAGCGGAACUUCCUCGUCGUUGACGCCAAAACCGAGACUUCGGCCAUUGAGAAAGCAUUCAAGAAUUUUACAGAGGAGAGAGCAGACAUCGCCGUCGUGCUGAUCAACCAACAUGUGGCUGAGCGCAUCCGACACAUCGUCGACGCCUUCUCCGACCCGUUCCCUGCCGUGCUUGAAAUCCCGAGCAAAGAUCACCCGUAUGACCCAGACAAGGACAGUGUUCUCAAGCGGGUAAGGAGACUGUUUGGAGAGUGAGUGAUCACGGGUUUGGCCUCGAUUCGAAUGCUGGGGAAAAUAGUAGAUACCCAAACCUAUAUGAAAUACAUGCACAUAGAGACCGCUGUUUAUGGGGUUGGAUUUGUUACGGCGCACACACCCAGUACUUUACAAGGGAACAGUAAAACACUACUACAAGGGUUCAAAGGAUAUGCAUUUACAUUACUGGAUCAUCCUUUCAAGCAUAAAACAUAAUUUCCAAUUUAAACAGAAUGAUGCUAUAUACUUUCAUCUUGGUCGCGCAGCGUGACAUGAUAGAGAAAAAAGCAAAGAAAUCAAUCAAAUGUCUUCGUGCAGAUAGAUAAGAUGCCUCCAAAGGAUCCCCCUGGUGGUAGAGAUUAUAGGGAUACAGGUUGACAGAGCGAGAUAGUACCGGGACAUAUUGGCUGACAAGGAACCGAAACAGAAUAAAUAUAGCGUUCGUUGGUGCAAAAAC